GCAAACAAAUUCCACAUUCUACAAACUAUCAUAAGUCCAUAAAAACAAGGAUGGCAGCCCUUUCUUUACUAAGUCACAAUGCAAUCAGAAAUCAGCAACAUCGUGGGGUUUUAGUAGAAGAAAUAGAAGGCCUUAUAAAGGUGUAUAAAGAUGGGCGUGUCGAAAGACCGCCCAUCAUACCGAAUGUCCCUUGCACGAGCAUUCAACCCGAACUCAGGGUAACAUCAAGGGACAUUAUAAUCGACCGAUUCACUAAUCUGUCUGUGCGUGUUUAUGCACCGCAAGUCCAAGGAAAGGUUCCAGUACUAGUCUACUUCCAUGGAGGAGGCUUUUGUGUAGGCUCCGCUUCAUGGAGUUGCUACCACAACUUCACAGCCAACUUAGCGUCUAAAGUUGGCUGUGUAGUCGUAUCAGUAAACUACCGUCUAGCUCCUGAGAACCGCCUUCCUGCUGCCUAUGAUGACGGGUACAAUACCAUUAUGUGGGUGAAACAGCAAGCUGCCUAUGGUGGUAGUAAUACCGAGCAUUCUUGGUGGCUUAGUCGAUGCAAUUUGUCGAGUUUUUUCUUAGCCGGAGACAGUGCAGGGGCUAAUAUAGCACAUAAUGUGACACUAAAAAUUGCUGCAGAAACUGGCAAUUUUAGGCCAGUUUUUCAUAAGGGGACUAUCUUGAUUCAGCCGUUUUUCGGAGGAGAAACUCGCACUGCAUCCGAGAAAGUGUCGCAGCCACAGGGCUCGGCACUGACCUUAUCAGCAGCAGAUACUUAUUGGAGAUUAUCCCUUCCUGUAGGCUCGAAUCGAGAUCAUCCCUGGUGCAAUCCCUUAGUAAAUGGUGCAAGUAAAUUGAAGGGUGCACAACUUCCUGCUACCAUGGUGUGCAUUUCAGACAUGGAUAUUUUGAUGGAUAGGAACAUAGAGUUCUGUUCUGUAAUGGCUAAUGCAGGAAAAACAGUAAAAAUUGCAGUAUAUAAAGGCGUUGGACACGCCUUUCAGAUCUUGAAUAGCUCUCAUCAUUCGAAAUCUCGAACACAAGAGAUGAUUGCACAUAUAAAAGCUUUCAUCAAUAACUGAACAUAUUGAAUUGUGAUAUACUGAUAUUACUUCGCGGGUGUUUAGCAAAAUAGAUCGUUUGUGAUUGAAUUUAGCCAGUUUGGUAGAUUAGCUGGUUGAAAUAAGCUGUGCCCACCAACGUGUUUAAAAUCAGUUUGUCACACCAACUAUCAACUAUCAGCCGUUUACAAGACACGUCUUUUUUUUUAAGUUCGUUUGUGAUUGAAUUUAGGUGUUAAUUAGAGUAGUGUUUGAUGAAUCCCUCGUUCAUGAAAAUGCUAUUUUUUGUAGUUUGUACAGUAUUUGAAUUGUGAAGUUUUAGGUUUGCCCAUAAGAAGUUUAAAGUAUUUUGUUGAAGUACAUGUUACUUUUGUAUGAUUCCACUAUUGGAUAUUCCAAAUACCCUAGAAAAAUUUUAUAUUCAGUUU
Molecule: messenger RNA, 1477 nt
Organism: Amaranthus tricolor (Joseph's coat)
Lineage: Eukaryota; Viridiplantae; Streptophyta; Magnoliopsida; Caryophyllales; Amaranthaceae
Product: probable carboxylesterase 17
Exons: 1
Coding region: 51-1070 (339 amino acids)
Molecular function (GO): hydrolase activity
Source: RefSeq, a predicted model, not a curated record